Molecule: messenger RNA, 1976 nt
Organism: Sinocyclocheilus grahami
Lineage: Eukaryota; Metazoa; Chordata; Actinopteri; Cypriniformes; Cyprinidae
Product: ATP-binding cassette sub-family C member 8-like
Exons: 13
Biological process (GO): potassium ion transport; transmembrane transport
Cellular component (GO): membrane
Molecular function (GO): ABC-type transporter activity; ATP binding; sulfonylurea receptor activity
Source: RefSeq, a predicted model, not a curated record
AAGGAUGUAAUGACUCCUCUGUGGACAGAUUAUGCUCUGAGAGGGUCUCUUUUAGCUUUUUACCCCUUUCUUGUCCUCUGUUUCCUCCUGUUUCGGUCUUUCUUCUACCGGAUCACCUCAGAGACCCGAUACCACCAUGUCCUUGGCGUUCUGUGGCAACGACAACAACUCGGCCGCGUACAACGUGGACACUGGUGUCCUCAACAACGGCUGCUUCCUGGACGCCCUCACGGUGGUGCCGCACGUCUUCCUGCUCUUCAUCACUUUUCCUAUCCUCUUCAUCGGUUGGGGGAGUCAGAGCUCCAAGGUGCACAUCCAUCAUAGCACUUGGCUGCACUUCCCCGGACACAACCUCCGCUGGAUCCUCACCUUCAUCCUGCUCUUCAUCAUCGUCUGUGAAAUAGCCGAGGGCAUCGUGUCCGACGGGUUUAAUCAGUCGGUCCACUUGCACCUCUAUAUGCCAUCAUGUUUGGCCUUCAUGGCUGCCAUUACAUCAAUCGUCUUCUACCACAACAUAGAGACCUCCAACUUCCCCAAACUACUGAUGACUUUGCUCAUUUACUGGGUUCUGGCGUUUGUCUCUAAAACAAUCAAGUUUUUCAAGUACACGGAGCACGGCAUCGGCCUGAGACAGCUGCGCUUUGGGAUCACAGGCUUACUGAUGCUGCUAUACGGCCUGCUGUUGGCCGUAGAGAUCAAUGUCAUCCUGAGGAGGCGAUAUAUGUGUUUUGCACACCCCACUGAAGUGAAGCCCCCAGAGGAUUUACAGGACCUGGGGGUUCGAUUCCUGCAGCCCUUUGUGAACCUGCUGUCUAAAAGCACAUACUGGUGGAUGAACACCUUCAUCACUGCAGCACACAGACGCCCCAUCGAUUUGAAGGUCAUUGGCAAGCUACCAAUUGCUAUGAGAGCUCUAACUAACUACCUGAAGCUCAGCGAGGCCUUUGAAGCCCAGAAGAGGCCUCAAGGCACUCUGCUGCAGGGGCCCAAGUGUAUUUGGACGGCUCUGCGACAGGCCUUUGGAAGACCUCUGUUUCUCAGCAUCACCUACCGUUUCAUGGCAGAUCUGCUUGGCUUUGCCGGGCCGCUCUGCAUCUCAGGCAUCGUGCACCAUCUCAGUAAAGAGAACCACACCAUUCAGCCACCGGUGAAGCAUCUUGGAAUCUACUUCAUCUCCUCCCAGGAGUUUCUUGCUAAUGCUUACGUCCUCGCCGUGCUGCUGUUCUUCGCUCUGCUCCUCCAGAGGACUUUCCUCCAGGCCUCCUACUAUGUUGCCAUCGAGACUGGAAUCAACCUGAGAGGAGCCAUUCAGACAAAGAUCUUCAAUAAAAUAAUGCAUCUCUGCACCGCCAACAUGUCCAUGGGGGGAAUGACAGUGGGCCAGAUCUGCAACCUCGUUGCCGUAGACACCAACCAGCUGAUGUGGUUCUUCUUCCUGUGUCCCAACCUGUUCGCAAUGCCAGUUCAGAUCAUAGUGGGAGUCAUCCUCCUGUACUACCUCCUGGGAAUAAGUGCCUUGAUAGGGGCCACGGUCAUCACCCUCCUGGCUCCGGUGCAGUACUUUGUGGCGACCAAGUUAUCAGAUGCACAGAAAAGCACAUUGGAAUAUUCCAGCGAGCGGCUGAAGAAGACCAAUGAAUUGCUGCGGGGUAUCAAACUCUUGAAGCUGUAUGCCUGGGAGCACAUCUUCUGCUCGAGCGUGGAGGAGACCCGGCGCAAAGAGCUCACCAGCCUGCAGACCUUUGCCCUCUACACCUCCAUAUCCAUGUCGUUUGGUUUGGAGGAAGUGGCGAAAACUGUUCAGCAGCAAAUCCGCUCGGAGGCAAGAGAUGGUGUGUCGUUUGGUUUGGAGGAAGUGGCGAAAACUGUUCAGCAGCAAAUCCGCUCGGAGGCAAGAGAUGGUGUUUCUCACACUGCUGAAUGUAGGAUUCACUCAACUGUGGCACUUCCAGCUCAAGCUGUUCACAAGAGCAAUG